This is a messenger RNA of Manihot esculenta (cassava), 2060 nucleotides long. RefSeq lists its product as uncharacterized. The coding region runs from base 582 to 1712 and encodes 376 amino acids. Lineage: Eukaryota; Viridiplantae; Streptophyta; Magnoliopsida; Malpighiales; Euphorbiaceae. The transcript is spliced from 4 exons. The record is from RefSeq and is a predicted model, not a curated record.
UGGAAAUAAUUUCCAGUUUGAGCAGCGAGAGAGAGAGAGAGAAGAGUACGAUACAUCGCGUAGAAAUGACUCGACGAAUCCGAUAAAAUCGCGCUCUCUCUCUUUCUCUGGUUUUUCCGCUUCGUCUCUUAAAAGCGUAAAAUGGAAAAAUGAGAGAAAAAUUUUCACUCCCGCCUAUAACUUGUUCCAUUUGCACUGUCUCGAUCUCAUCGCCUUAGCUUUCGAUUCGGUUUUCUGUAAAGCGAAGCAAAUUAUCAAUUAAGCCCUAAUUUCGAAUUUCCAUUUUCCUUCUCUCUUUUCCCUCGUUUUCUCUCUUGAAUUUCCCGAUACAAUUUGGUUCCUUCAACUCAUUCUGUCAUUCUAUCUAGAUUUGCUUGAAUUGCGCGAUUUAGAAUACAGAUUGCAGAUGUCUGGAUUCAGACUUAGCGGCAUAGCAUCUAAAAUAUUCUAUAAUUUGGGAAGGAGUUAUGCUUGUUUGGAGGUUUUCUAUGUAAGUAGACCAAAGAUGACUGCAUGUCAUACUUCAAGGAGAACAUCAAUUAUUGUGGAUAUCCUUGUCAUUUUGCCAUACCUAAUUUGGUAUGGGCAUCAUGAAGGCUUCCUGCCAAUUGACUUGGUCAGCUUUGCAGGAAAUGGCAAAAGGUAGCAGAGGACAUCGCAGGAUUGCUUCCCGACAAUGCAGGCCAGCGCCAUACCAUUUACCAUCUUGUAAUCAUGAUGUUUUGGAGGACUUUUACCUUAAGAAGUCCUCCAAAGUGUUGGAUAAGAAAGAAUGGGAAGACGUAACAUGUUCUGUGUGCAUGGAGUGCCCACACAAUGCUGUUCUUCUACUUUGUUCCUCUCACGACAAGGGUUGUCGCCCCUAUAUGUGUGCAACUAGCUUUCGUUAUUCUAAUUGCCUUGACCAGUACAGAAAGGCCUACACUAAAAUCACCUCUUCCAGUGGCACUGCUGAUAACCCGAUUCUGCUAUCGGAUUCUGGUUGGCCUGUCGACAAGUGUGAAGUUUCAGAGCUUGCUUGCCCCCUUUGCAGGGGCCAGGUGAAAGGGUGGACUGUGGUGGAACCUGCACGAGAGUAUCUAAAUGCCAAAAAGAGAAGUUGCAUGCAGGAUGACUGCUCAUUUGUUGGAAAUUACAAGGAGCUAAGGAAGCACAUGAGGACAGCUCACCCCUCUGCGCGGCCACGUGAAGUUGAUCCAAUUCUUGAGCAGAAAUGGAGAAGGCUUGUGAGAGAACGUGAACAUGAUGAUGUAAUUAGUACAAUAAGGUCCACAAUGCCCGGGGCAAUGGUGUUUGGGGAUUAUGUAAUAGAAGGAAAUAAUUAUGGUUUUGAUUCAGAAGAAGAAAAUGGGGGGUUCGAUGCAGAUGCUGCAGAGAGGAAUGGGAAUUUUGAGGCGGGUUUUGAUCGAAACUUGGUGAAUGUCUUCCUUCUGUUGCAUGCCAUUGGGGCAUCAGGGGAUGGUCUCAAUAGACGUUUAAGGCAGUCUGAAAGGCCAAACCAUAUAGCAAUGGAUGAGAGUGAUGAUGGUAUCCGCCAUAUUUCUCCUGUCAGGGGUUCAAAUUCCUCGGACAUUAAUGACAAUGAUAGUAAUGAUGACAAUGGUGAUGGUGGGUUAUCACUUGUAAGCCGCCUUCACCGACAUGACAGAGUGCUUCUGGGACGUUCAGGGAGGAGGAGUCGGCAUAGAGAAGCUGGUGAAGGUGAAAGAUGAUUUGGAAUGGUAUUUGUGGAUAAGCAUUCGGUAGGUAACAUAGUUUUAGGAAGGAUGAAUAUCUGGGAUAAAAGAAACACAAAGGAAUUUCCUUCAAAUUCCGUGUAUUUAUUUAUAUUGCACCAAAUCUAUGAUAGAUUGGUAGGGGAAGUUGAUUCUGAAACAAUGGCUGAUCUUUUCAUUUCAUGUUCUGUAAUUGUCGUAGGUAUAGUUUCUCAGUUGCCUUUCUAUCCUCCUGUAUGGUAAUCCAAACAAAGUUCUCUUUGGAAAUAACCUUUGUAAACAUUUGAUUAAACAAUGUAUUUACUUUGCUUCAAGAAAAAAAAACAUGUAUUUUCUUUGAUCAUA